AUGGUUGAAAAGGGUCUUAUCGGCCUUGAUGACGACGUUACUGAAACUCUUCCGGACCUCGCUUCCUUGGAGGUAUUAGACGGUGGGGAACCUAUCGAUGGCAUUCCGACAACUAAGCCGAGGAAAACGAAGAUUACUCUGAGCGUUGCCAGAUGGGCCGUAAAUACAGGCUUAAGUAAUACUACUCUGGACUCGACACAGAUAUCGAUGAAGAAAUGCCCUCUUGCCUUUGAGCCUGGCUCUAGCUGUUCAUAUGGUGCAGGAAUUGACUGGGCUGGUGAAUUAGUUAGACUACUUACCAUCCGAUCAAGUUCCGAAAAUGACAUGAUCCCAACCUAUAGUCGGAAUGAGAACGGCAUGCUGCAGCCUCAAGCGUUUCCAGUACCGCUCGAGCCUGAACGUGAGAUUGCCGGCCAUGAAAUAUGGAGCACCGUGAGUAACUAUGCAAAGCUGCUCGGUGCCCUUCUUGAUGGUGGGUCUCUAGUUUUGGGCCAAGAGUUGGUAGACGAGAUCUUCACGCCCCAGGAAACGAAUACCAAUGCACUGAAUUCUACGAUACAAGGACCGUACAAACCCGCUUUGGGGCCAUUGAUUCCAGCAUCCGAAACAGUACAUCACGGCUUAGCUGGUCUGAUCAAUGUUAGCGAUUUUCCCGGGCGCAGGAAAUCCGGGACAUUACAGUGGUCAGGCAUGCCCAAUCUGUUUUGGGUAAGCUUUUUUGCUUUCAAUUUCAGUGAUUCGUAUUGCAAUUUGCGAUUCCUAAAAGUUCAAGCUAACGAGGUUUUAAUGGAUUGA
This is a messenger RNA of Bipolaris zeicola 26-R-13, 795 nucleotides long. RefSeq lists its product as uncharacterized. The transcript has 4 exons. Bases 1 to 795 code for a protein of 264 amino acids. Lineage: Eukaryota; Fungi; Ascomycota; Dothideomycetes; Pleosporales; Pleosporaceae. The record is from RefSeq and is a predicted model, not a curated record.